CUGUCAGGUUUUAAAAUUUGUCAAUUUUAGUUUCAUCUAAAAUGAAAAACAUUAACUCAAUAUAAAAACAAAGAUUUUUUACUGUUAGUACAUUAUUAACUAUUUGUUACUUUUUAACAUCUUAUAAAACUUAAGACUCAAUUACGAUGUUGCCUAUGUCUAGUAGCGUUCGACGAUUUCUACUAACCAAGGCGAAAACUUACGUUAGAACUGUAACCACUAGCAAACCAGCUACUUCUUUUGAUGAUGAUCAAAUAAAACAGAAUUAUGAUAUUAUAAUAGCUGGCGGAGGCAUGGUUGGCUGUACCUUAGCUUGUGCUAUCGGCAAAAAUUCUUUACUGUCGCAUUUAAAAGUAUUAUUAUUAGAGGGCAGUCCACAACAAAAGUAUGAAUUUAAACCAGAAUAUAGCAACAGAGUAGUAGCACUAAACCAAAACACAAAAUCUUUGAUGAAUUCUCUGGAAAUUUGGCAGCAUAUAGAAAAAGCACGAGUUCAACCUGUUAGACAUAUGCAGGUUUGGGAUGCAUCUUCAAAUGCAUUAAUAUCUUUCAAUAGUGCUGACAUAAUGGAUGAUGAUGUUGCUUACAUUGUUGAAAAUGAUCUACUAUUACAUGCAGUAAACAAAGAAUUGACGUCUCCUGAUCUUAAAAAUGUAAAUAUAGUUUAUGGAGCAAAAAUAUCAGGAUAUGAAUUAUCAAAACAUGAAGCAUUGACAAGGAAUCUCAUAAAAAUGAACAAUGGGGAUACUUAUUCAUGUAAAUUACUGAUAGGCGCAGAUGGUGCUAACUCCGCUGUCCGCAACGCCAUGGGAGUACAGUACUUAUCAUGGAAUUACGAUCACAUGGGUGUAGUGGCUACUUUGCAUCUCGCUGAGGAAACAGAGAACACAACAGCUUGGCAACGCUGGCUGCCAACUGGCCCAGUAGCGUUGCUGCCGCUCGACUCCAAGCGGAGCUCUUUGGUAUGGUCCACCACUGUCGACCACGCCAAGCAACUACUACAGCUGCCUGAAGAACAAUUCGUCGAUGCUCUUAAUGACGCUUUGUGGAAACAGUACCCGCACAGCAGUGCAGUAGAGGCAUGCACAUCAUGGUUCGGCUCUUGCUUAAAAAGCAUCGGACUGCCAGAUGGCGCGGAGAGGCAACUGCCGCCGUCGGUGAAGAGCAUAGUGUCGGCCUCCCGCGCAGCCUUUCCGUUAGGCUUCGGGCACAGUACUAGAUAUGUCGCCCCUGGUGUCGCUCUUGUCGGCGAUGCAGCGCACCGAGUACAUCCGUUGGCGGGACAAGGCGUUAACCUCGGCUUCGGCGACGUAAAGGAUCUCACCGAAUUUCUGGCGGAUGCCAUCUACACUGGAUUAGAUAUAACUCAUCAUAGCUGGUUAGAAAGAUAUGAGAGUUCACGCCAAAGGCACAAUGUGCCUACUCAGAUAGCGGUGGAUGCUCUGUAUAGGCUGUAUACAGUUGAUCUCCCACCAGUCGUGCUCGUCAGGAGUUUGGGCACUCAGCUUACCAAUGCAUUGCAACCUAUUAAGAAAUUGAUCAUGUCACAUGCCACGACGUAGAAGAAUGGAAAUGUUGAUAAUAAUUACUUUAAAGACAGAGACGGUGCUUAGAAUACUUAGAAAUUGAUCAUGUCACAUGCCACGACGUAGAAGAAUGGAAAUGUUGAUAAUAAUUACUUUAAAGACAGAGACGGUGCUUAGACUACUUAGGUAUAAUAAAUACAUUUUAUGUGUAUGUUACCUAAAUUAUUUGCAGUACCUAUGAAACUUGGCUAUUGAAAAGGGGUUACGUAUGAAACUAGAUAGUAAUCUUCCGUAAAUAUUAAAAAGGAAUUUUGGAUAUUUAUAUAAGAAAAAAAGGUGUAUCUACUUGGUAAGCGUAAGAAAAUUAAUAAAAUAAUUUCAGUCAACUAUAAACCAA
Messenger RNA from Galleria mellonella (greater wax moth), 1923 nucleotides. It is a transcript of the gene Coq6, whose product is annotated as ubiquinone biosynthesis monooxygenase COQ6, mitochondrial. Gene Ontology annotation, cellular component: mitochondrion. The record is from RefSeq and is a predicted model, not a curated record. Gene Ontology annotation, molecular function: 2-octaprenyl-6-methoxyphenol hydroxylase activity; FAD binding; oxidoreductase activity, acting on paired donors, with incorporation or reduction of molecular oxygen, NAD(P)H as one donor, and incorporation of one atom of oxygen. Gene Ontology annotation, biological process: ubiquinone biosynthetic process. NCBI's taxonomy places the organism in Eukaryota, Metazoa, Arthropoda, Insecta, Lepidoptera, Pyralidae. Bases 147 to 1562 code for a protein of 471 amino acids. The transcript has 10 exons.